This is a messenger RNA of Insectozyma verbasci, 720 nucleotides long. The record is from the annotation of a GenBank genome assembly. NCBI's taxonomy places the organism in Eukaryota, Fungi, Ascomycota, Pichiomycetes, Serinales, Debaryomycetaceae.
AUGUCAUCCAUACGAAAGUCAACUAGAACAAGAACUCCAACUCCAAAAGCAUCAACUAACUUGAAAACAGAAGAACCUUCACAGAAAAAACGAAAAUUAUCAAUAGAAGAAGAAGAAAAGUUGAUUUCAUUUGAUAAAAUAGACCCAGUUGAAAAAUUACUCAGUCUUACUAAUAUAAAUUAUGAUUUUUUAUCAGAUUUAGAAUCAGAAACUGAAGUUGAAGAAAUUUAUGAAGAAGAACCAAUACAAAUUGCAUCCGUUAAUUUUACUCAAAUUUUACAAGAUAACAUAAGACAAUAUUAUCUCAAGAAGUUGCAAAAUUCACAAUAUAAAGAUUCAUUUGCAUUACUAAAUAGAAAGGAAGAAGAAGUAAUAACUAAGGAAGCUGCAAAACUACCUACAACUUCUGAAGUUCCUUUUUUCAAGAAUGUAAAUUUCAGUAAUAAUAAAAAAGAAUAUUCAAUUGAAGAUUAUUUUUCAUAUGGAGAAGAUGAAGAAAAGGAAACAGAAGCCACCACAUCAGAACCUGAAAGUCCAAUAAGUUCACCUAUAGCAUCAUCUACAUCUUUAUAUAUUCCAAAAAUUAACAAUCGAUAUACAAAUUCAGGCUAUAAGUAUCAAGAUGUUUCUAGAAUAUUAAAUAAGAAUUGUAUAAUAACUGGCAAAGCUUCCGAAAUGGUUUCAACUGGAAAUUUUAUGAUUAAUGAUUUCUACCUUUAA